CUACCCUAACGGUUGGCCACACAAACACGCCGCUCUCAGUUCGAAGUCUCUGGAUCUUCCGUUUUUGUCUCUUUGAGAACGCCUACGAUGGAAGGUUCCCCUCCCUCCUGGCUUCCAUUCCCCCAAUUCCUCGCCGCGCCCAUCCCGCUCGUCAGCCGCCGACGAAAACUUUCCCUCCUCGGCCUCCUCCCGUCAGCCUUGGUUCCUUCGCCGCCGAUGAGCAAAACCCUAGUAAUUGGCGUAGUUAGAGAAAUUGGCAUUUGGCUUCCUCUCCAGUCAGACUUCCGAACACUGGCGUAAUUGGCAAAGUCAAUGUGAAGAAGAGAAACCUCAGCAAUGGGCAAAUCCCUAACCUUGUCCUACUUUUCAUUCACAUCCAACUUCCUCUUCUUCACAUUCCAAUUUCCGUGGCGAGAGGGUGACAGAAGAUCAAUUCUUAGGUUAGAAUUCACACUCUUUCUUCAUUUCAUUUUUUUAUCAUCAUACCUUUUCUCUCUCUUUUUAAUGUCUAAAUUAUUACACUUAUUAACUGUUGUAUAGAAGACUUUUGUGUGUGGUGUGAUGAUAUUGAGUAUAUUUUGUAAGGGAGUGGAUCAAUUUUAGGGUUUGCAUCAUUUGUUUUGAGAAGCGGGUAAUUUCUUCCUUU
Cuscuta campestris is the source of this 646-nucleotide messenger RNA. The record is from the annotation of a GenBank genome assembly. NCBI's taxonomy places the organism in Eukaryota, Viridiplantae, Streptophyta, Magnoliopsida, Solanales, Convolvulaceae.